Molecule: messenger RNA, 249 nt
Organism: Colletotrichum truncatum
Lineage: Eukaryota; Fungi; Ascomycota; Sordariomycetes; Glomerellales; Glomerellaceae
Source: RefSeq, a predicted model, not a curated record
AUGAAGCGGGCGGUGGGCCAGGAGGUGGGGGUGGAAGCGGCAUACCGGGUUCCCACCUGGUUUGUGACGCUGAACGUGAGCGGGCCGACGUUGGCGUCUCAAUUGCACUGGCAGAAGCGGCUCGUCGAGCACCAGGAGGGCCUUGAGAAGAACCAGAAUCGUUCCGUUGUGGCAAUGGAUGUGGGAUCUGGAUCUGAAGAGGACCCGGCCGUGAUAUCGGAACAGGUGGUACUGGAUCAGGAGGGCUAG